Messenger RNA from Macrosteles quadrilineatus (aster leafhopper), 1059 nucleotides. RefSeq names its product coiled-coil domain-containing protein 25. The transcript has 6 exons. The record is from RefSeq and is a predicted model, not a curated record. The coding region runs from base 232 to 855 and encodes 207 amino acids. NCBI's taxonomy places the organism in Eukaryota, Metazoa, Arthropoda, Insecta, Hemiptera, Cicadellidae.
UAGUUGUUGUUGUUGUAGCUAAUCAAACAUUCAAACAAGUAACCAACAAACACGCGACACGCGAGCAAGCAAGAAAAGUGAUUGUGAUAAAAAACCACCUAACCAACAUGAACCAUAGCUAGGUGGAUGGUACAUACAUUAUUAAUGCGUUUUGUAUUUUCUUUCUUUGGAAUUCGCACCACUCAUAACCCCUUUUUGGAAUGAGGAUUUGAACCCACUUUUAAGAAUAAAAUGGUGUUUUAUUUUGUUAGCAGUGCUGUUUCGCCACCUGUUACACUCUUUAUGGGACUUGACAAAUAUGAAAAUGAAGAGCUGAUAAAAUGGGGAUGGCCUGAAGAUGUUUGGUUUCAUGUAGACAAACUUUCUUCAGCCCACGUUUACCUACGUCUGCAGCCUGGCCAGACAAUAGAUGACAUUCCAUCAGCAGUGCUAGAAGACGCAGCCCAGCUUGUCAAGGCCAACAGUAUUACUGGCAACAAGAUGAACGACAUAGAUGUUGUCUACACCAUGUGGUCCAACCUGAAGAAGACGGACGGAAUGGAGGCUGGGCAAGUCAGUUUCCACAAGGAUAAAGAGGUACGCAAAAUGAGAGUAGCUAAACGCAUAAAUGAAAUUGUGAAUAGGCUUAACAAAACAAAAACUACAAAAGAAGUGGAUUUGAGAGCGGAAAGAGAAGAAAGAGACAGAUUAGAAAGAGAAGACCAGAAAAAAAUACAGAGAGCAUUGAGGGAGAAGCAAAAGGAAGAAGAGAAAAAGAAAAAAGAAGAAGCAGAACUAAGAAGCUACACCACACUGAUGAAACCAGAAAUGAUGACUUCAAAUCAAGAUGGAAACGACUCUGACGACUUUAUGUGAUCGAUUUUUACUAGUGCCAAAGUGAUUUCAAACUGAGUGUAAAUAAUUGAAACAUUAAAACAGUCCUGCAUUUACAGCAUUGUGAGAUAAACUUGUGUUAACACUUUAUUGUAUCUUGAUAAAAAAUUGGUUUUGUUAAUUCUCUUAAUUUGCUUUGUUAUUAUAAUUUUUUAUUUGGGAAAUAAAACUUCUUUGACAGCCUUA